This is a messenger RNA of Ustilaginoidea virens, 1563 nucleotides long. RefSeq lists its product as uncharacterized. Gene Ontology annotation, cellular component: SAGA-type complex; nucleus. The coding region runs from base 1 to 1563 and encodes 520 amino acids. Gene Ontology annotation, biological process: chromatin remodeling; regulation of transcription by RNA polymerase II. NCBI's taxonomy places the organism in Eukaryota, Fungi, Ascomycota, Sordariomycetes, Hypocreales, Clavicipitaceae. The record is from RefSeq and is a predicted model, not a curated record. Gene Ontology annotation, molecular function: protein binding; zinc ion binding; transcription coactivator activity. The transcript is spliced from 2 exons.
AUGGGCGUCAUCCGGAAAAAGACGGUCACGAGAGGGGAAGGUGGCGUGAAAUAUGUUUGCGAUGUUUGCUCAUCCGACAUCACAUCGACAGUUCGCAUUAGGUGCGCGGACUCGGCAUGUUCUGAUUUCGACCUGUGUGUGUCCUGCUUUGCCAAGGGAGAGUCUCGGAAUACCCAUGACCCAGCAACUCAUGCGUUCCGAGUCAUUGAGCAGAAUUCCUUCCCCAUUUUCGAGCGCGACUGGGGCGCCGACGAGGAACUGCUUCUGCUAGAAGGCGCUGAAAUAUACGGCCUGGGGUCAUGGGCGGAUAUCGCUGACCAUAUCGGAGGAUUUCGUGAAAAGGAUGAAGUUCGCGAUCACUAUCUUCGAACAUAUGUAGACUCGCCGUGCUUCCCACUACCCAAACGAUGUCGGCCACGUGAUUGCGAGCUCGCCAAUGAGGUGCCUCGCGAGGAGUUUCAGGCGCAAAAGAAGAGAAGGAUAGAGGAGCGGCGGGAAAAGUCCAAGAGCGCGCCAGCUUUGCAACCAAAGACGAAACCAACAGCCAGUGUGCCGAGUUGCCACGAAAUUCAAGGUUUUAUGCCUGGACGUCUGGAGUUUGAGACGGAAUACGCCAACGAAGCAGAGGAAGCGGUGCAGCACAUGCAGUUUGACCCUGGUGACGGACUGAAUCCGCGAACUGGCGAGCUCGAACCAGAAAUGGAGCUCAAGCUGACAGUGAUGGACAUCUACAACUGUCGACUCACGCAAAGGGCGGAAAGAAAAAAGGUCGUCUUCGAGCAUGACCUGCUGGAAUAUAGGGAAAACACCAAGGUUGAGAAGAAACGAUCAAAAGACGAAAAGGAGCUGCUGCAAAAGGCCAAGCCGUUUGCAAGGAUCAUGAACCACAAGGACUUCGAGGACUUCAACCAAGGACUUAUCGACGAGCAGAAUCUGAGGCAGGCCAUUUCCCAGCUACAAGAAUGGCGCAGCCUCAAGAUUGGAGAUCUUCGCAGCGGCGAAAAGUACGAGGCGGAAAAGGCAGCGCGAAUUCAAAGGGCGGUGCCCAUGGGCUCAAUGGACAGGGAGAGGCUGGCGACAAACCAACGGUCAAAGCAACAGGCGCCCCCGGAUCCGCCCAGCGGUGCGGCACUCCUCGUCGCACCGGAACUGGCGCUUCGACCUACUGCCCAGACAAACGGAGAAGGGGUCAAUGGCGAUGCUAAGCCCCCGGCCAGCGGCGAAGCCAACGGCGUCGAUGGCGUCAACGGCAUCAACGGCCACACCCCGCUUAGGCCAAAACACAUGCCGCAGCCGAUUUCUGGUUUGCAGCCCCUUCAGCUGAACCAAGACACGGCGGCAGACUUGCAUCUCCUCACGCCCGAAGAAGCCAAACUUUGCGAAGGCAUCCGACUCCAACCCAAGCCGUAUCUGAUGAUCAAAGAGCAAUUACUCAGGGAGGCACUGAAGACGAAUGGGUCGUUGAAGAAGAAGCAAGCCAAGGAAAUAUGCCGCCUCGACUCGCAAAAAGGGGCGCGGAUUUUCGACUUUUUCAUUAGCGCUGGCUGGUUAGGCAAGGCAUGA